Messenger RNA from Cloeon dipterum, 2577 nucleotides. It is a transcript of the gene Septin4, whose product is annotated as septin 4. Gene Ontology annotation, biological process: intracellular protein localization; cytoskeleton-dependent cytokinesis; regulation of exocytosis. Gene Ontology annotation, molecular function: GTPase activity; GTP binding; molecular adaptor activity. The coding region runs from base 519 to 2111 and encodes 530 amino acids. The record is from RefSeq and is a predicted model, not a curated record. The transcript is spliced from 10 exons. Gene Ontology annotation, cellular component: cell division site; synaptic vesicle; septin ring. NCBI's taxonomy places the organism in Eukaryota, Metazoa, Arthropoda, Insecta, Ephemeroptera, Baetidae.
UUCUGGAUCUGGAAUUUCAUGAGUGCAAUAUCUAACAGUAUCAUUGUUGUUUUUAUCUUAUCAUAAAAGGAAGCUGAAUAUAGGGACGGCGGUUUUUCAAUGUUAAUUGCUUCAAAAUUUCUUCCUUGUUUCGUAUUUCUUGGCUCGAUGAAUCACAAUCUCUGGCAGUGUUUAUUCGUGAAUUUUGAACAACAAUGACCAUUUUCCUUGCGCCUAAAGCAAGCUAAAUAUAAUCGCUCUCGAUAAAAAUGGAGCAAAAAAUUUGGCAGCAGCAUUCGUGUCGUUUGUUUUUCCUUUGAUACCCGAACACGGGAGCCAAAAUUCCGCACCGCUGGUAUUUCGCCUGCGAGGUAAAGGUCAUCAUGUUGUCGCGAGCGGGGCGCAGCCUCAGUCACGGAGGGUGCAAGCCGGCUUUAGUUGGUUCAGUGCCCUCGCGAGCGUCGCAUCAAAGUCGAAAAGACAACUGGCGAGUUGUUGUCCGUGAUCGCGAAGUGUGAAAAUUCGCCAACCGUGACAGCAUGAGGCGCUCGCCCAGUCCCACCGCCGACCCCGGAAAGUCUCCUAUUCCACCCCCGAGAAGCCCAGUCGGCUCCUACGGCCAUUACAAGGCGGUCCAGCCCCGACUGGGCCCUCUCUCCUCCACUUAUCUUCCAGCCACCAAUCUGCCGAGGCAGACGUACGCGAGCGCUCUGUCCGGCAUGCCGUUCCAGCCGCUCGGUCGGCCCAUCCAGUACAUCAAGCCGCCUCGCUCGACCCCGUUGCCCGCGUCGGACGGGCCCACGCGGCCCUCGACCCUGCAACCCUCACCCGGCGUGCCCGAGGAGCGCACUCUAACGCCUGGCCACCGUGCCCCCUCUCCUUCUUUCAUGGACCCCAACUACUGCCUCUGCUGUCCGCCGAACGACCUGCGCUUCUCCGACGCCCUGCGCGCCAAACCACGUGUCCCGUUGCGCCGACCCUUCAUCGUAGGAGGAGACAGUGACCGAGACUACAUCGGCUUCGCAACUCUGCCGGAGCAAGUGCACAGGAAAUCUGUGAAGCGCGGCUUCGAGUUCACCCUGAUGGUGGUCGGCGAGUCGGGACUUGGGAAGUCAACGCUCGUCAACAGCCUGUUCCUCAGCGACCUCUACAAUGACCGAGUCAUUCCUGAUGUCAGCGAUCUUGUCGCUCGGACAACAGCGAUCUCCAAGCAGACCAUGGACAUCGAGGAGCGAGGCGUCCGGCUGCGGCUCAGCGUGGUGGACACGCCGGGUUUCGGUGACGCGCUCGACUGUGACGACAGCUGGAGGGCAGUGUGCACAUACGUCGAGCAGCAGUUCAGCCAGUACUUCCAGGACGAAAGCGGACUGCACAGAAAGAACAUCCAGGAUAACCGCAUCCACUGCUGCCUCUACUUUAUUCCGCCCUACGGCCACGGCCUGAGGCAAUUAGAUGUGGAGUUCAUGAAGCGGCUGCAGAACAAAGUAAACCUGGUUCCCGUUAUUGCAAAAGCUGAUACCCUCACACCCACCGAACUGAAGAGACUUAAGGAAAGGGUUAUAGCUGACCUGGAGGAGAACAAUGUCCAGAUUUACCAGUUUCCCGAUUGCGACUCUGAUGAAGACGAUGAGUUUAAAAAACAGGACGAAGAACUGAAAAAGUGUGUUCCAUUCGCUGUAAUUGCUAGUAAUACAACCAUAGAAGUUAACGGCAAAAAGGUCAGAGGUCGGCAGUAUGCGUGGGGAGUUGUUGAAGUGGACAACCCACAACACAGUGAUUUUGCCCGUCUCCGCAGCUUCCUGGUGUCCACACACAUGCAGGACUUGAAAGACGUGACACACGACCUUCAUUAUGAAGCCUUCCGAGCCCAUUGCAUCGCACAAAUUUCGCAGCAAGCUAUUAAGGAGAGAAAGGGCAAACGUGACUCUUCCGGUCCAGUGUUGGACAUUGGCACAGAGACAGACCGGCUACUUCUGCAGAAGGAUGAAGAGAUUCGUCGCAUGCAAGAAAUGCUUGCUCAAAUGCAACAUAAGCUGCAGAAGCAAAGUUCAACUGGUUCACAAGGAAAUCUGCUCGACGAGCUCGCUGUCCCACCCAAUCAAAACCAACGGGACAGUGUUGUGGAUGUGUAACAUUCCGCCAAAAAACGCGUACCAAAAAGUUAAAAGAGUGAUUUUUCCAAUCAUCGAUCCACAGCAAUUUAUUGUUAUACUAUAUAAUGUGCACAACAAUUAUUUAUAAACCCCUAUACAAAGUGUUGAUUCCAAAAUAUGACGAAAAACUAAUAAUUGAGGGUUUUAAAUUUUGUUUCUCUUUUUUUCGAAAAUUCUUACUCGAAUGGAGAGGUGUAUAAUUCUCAGUAUUGAUUGCGAUCUCAAUUAAAGUGGCAAAUUGUAAAAUAAUAUCGUUCAAAACAUUUAGUGUCAUGCAAACUUCUAGUCGAAGCAAUUAUUUGCGAAUUUUUAUCCAGCUAAUUUAUUAUAUUGUGAAUAAUAAUUGAUGGAGAUAACUUGAGACGUGUAGUUUCAUGUAUUAAUUUAGACUUUUAUUGAAAUAUGUAUUUCAAGUAUUGGGACAAUUAAAAAUCAGCAAAUUAAA